CCGCCCCUCUUCUUCUUGCCUCGCCCCGCCCCCGGCUGGGGUUCAGGCGGCCGCGCGGGGGGCGCAGUGCGCUGCUGGGCCCGAGGCUGGGGCGCGGGGCGGAUGGUGUGUCACGUGCCCGGCGGUCGUUCCACAGCCUCUGCAGCCGCCGCCCCCCUCCUCUGCCUGCGCCAUCGCCCCACCCGGAGGCCAUCGGGGCGCUCCGGGCGGCUCCGAAGCUGUGUCCCUCCGGAGGCGUCUUUGGGAAACUCUGGGCAGCCUCCGCUGGGCAUCCCGCUGGCCAGCUUCCUGUGUUCAUCCAGACCUAUCUGUGCUCUGACCUGGGGGCCAUACUCCACACACGGUUCUCCCUUCACUCCUCUCUUGGAGACGGUCAAGCAUCUCUUGAUGAGCACAAGCAUCUCUCUGGAGUGUUCCACGGUGGCUCCGAAUCAAGACAGGUAUCCCGCCUGGAGGGGGCCCUGGGACAGCUCUUCCCCAUGUUCUGAGGACCCACCUGAGCCGGCCACCGAGACAUGGGAGCAGGGCUGUCAGGCCCAGGCAGAGCACAGAGCCCCGGGGUCUGAGCCGGAGGGAGAGCGCCUGCCCGGCCGCCAGGUGCCUCGAAGAUCUAGAGGAGACCAGGGGGUCUUCCUGACCCAGGGAUUGAACUGGCAUCUCCUGCAUUGGCAGGUGGAUUUUUUACUGCUGAGCCAUCUGGGAAGCCCUGUGCAUGUGUGGAGGUGCCCUCUGUCCCCCAGGGCAGCUGGGAAGGACACAGAGACUACAGCUAAGACCCAAGAGAGAAGAUCGGUCUUCCCUUAGGGACUUCUAGGUUCCGGGUGAUCCCCGGGAGGUGGAGCUGAAGCCUGGGCACGUUGACAAGUACAGGAGGAAGGACUGACUGCUGGAUGGGCAGCUUUGCUGGCAAAUUGGCCUCCCCAGCCACAUUCUCGAAGACUCUGCACUUUCCAGGGGCUUCCAGGUCAUCAGUAGGCCCCUGGGGAGGGAGACCUGGGAGUCACAUCCCAUCAGGGCUGCCAGGACCCAAGAGAGAACUGUGGUGCCCUAUACCAAGGUCACAGGUGUGAAGCCCUGUACCAAGGUCACAGGAUAAAAAUCUCUGGGACUGACCAAGCUCCAUAGCAACUUUUGCUGUGAGCCUCCAGAUCUAAACCAGCCACUCCCCUGAUCCCACAUUAGGUAAAAUACCCACCCACCCUAUAGCAUCCUAACUAAUUACCUAAUGCCACCAUUCCAGUAGGAAUUUCUUUAUCUUGAAGCUCUGAAAAUUUGGCUACUAGCCUGUGAAAAGAUUCAACUCUCCCUUGAGCGGGCCUGCUGUUCUAACAGCGUCUCCCACUCUAAUAAACUCUGCUCGC
Molecule: messenger RNA, 1361 nt
Organism: Cervus elaphus (red deer)
Lineage: Eukaryota; Metazoa; Chordata; Mammalia; Artiodactyla; Cervidae
Exons: 3
Coding region: 103-804 (233 amino acids)
Source: RefSeq, a predicted model, not a curated record